AUGACAAAAAAGGGCCGUUCUAUUCAGUGUCCUGGCGGUCCCAAUGGUAAAAGACGAAGAAUCAAACUUAUACCGGGCUCAGCUCAACUUCUAGCCGAGAUCGAAGCUGCCGAUGCUAGUUCAUCCAAAGACCGGGCUGAUAAGCUCGCUCAAGCUCUUUCUAACAUUCAAUUUGGACCAACGCAAGGCAAUCUACGUGUACCUCUUCCAGUUGACGCAGCUGGUGACACGUCCAACCGUCAAGGAAACAAAAUAUUUCAUUGUAAUGAUGAAAAUGACGGCGAUUUGGACGAUAAUUAUAUUGAUAACUUUGUUCCUCAUCCCGGGAUUCCCGAAGACCUUCCACCUGUCAACCCUUCGGUUGUAUUACAAGAGAAAACAAUUGAAGGAGUCAUCAAAUUGGUUAAAGGUCUUACCGGAGAUGUUCAUUGCUUACAUGGAUUGUUCCCAGCCUACCUCGCAGUGGGGUGA
Messenger RNA from Melampsora larici-populina 98AG31, 471 nucleotides. RefSeq lists its product as uncharacterized. Lineage: Eukaryota; Fungi; Basidiomycota; Pucciniomycetes; Pucciniales; Melampsoraceae. The transcript is spliced from 2 exons. The coding region runs from base 1 to 471 and encodes 156 amino acids. The record is from RefSeq and is a predicted model, not a curated record.